ACUGGCCUGUUUUUACACCUUCCCUCUAAAUAAGGAAGCGGCCCGUGGGGCAUAUGACCGCUGGUCCAAUUUGGGAGCUGCCAACGAAGCCCAUCAUCAUCACGCCCCAUCUUCUCUCGCGCUCACUGUCCCCGGGGCCGCUCGCGUGGAUUGACAGCGAUUGGGUUUUGGCGUUCAAACUGACCCCCGGCGGCGAGGUCAGCGUGAUGUCAUCCUGAAGGUGAGUGAUGUCAUACAGAAGAUCUUCCAGGCAAGGUGAGCUCGAAUUUUGGUGAGUGUGUGGUGCUCCCCGUCCAGAGAGGUGAAACAUGGUAAUCAUCAUAACCGCCACCGCCACCAGCUCAAGCUCUGCCGCUCUGCUCUUCUCAUCUACCGAGGGGCUUAUUGCGUUACACGCUCGCAGCCCCGACCUGCCUUCCAAAAAUAAGCCCUUGCCACCAUGCCGAAAGAAGAAAAACAAGAGUGGUAUUUUUAGGGGCUUUAAUUUUGACCACGUGCCCCGAGGGUAAACCGGAUGGCCACUGCGCAAAGGUUCCUCAUCAGUAUGUGCGAGAGCAGCGGGCGCUGGACGUGGACUGCGGUUGUUCUGCUGGGCUUUCUGCUUGGGAUCGUGUCCUCCUACCCCAUCUCGAACAGGACUAAUGCAACUCCACUGGAGAAAAGGUGGGAGAGGCUCUUUUCCCACUCCGUUUUGGGGAUCUCGGUGGAGAAAUCGGACCUGAACUGGGAGAAUGACUAUUUGCUGGGCAUUAAGAGAGUGCGGAGGCUGUACUGCAAUGUGGGCAUCGGGUUUCACCUGCAGGUCCUGCCAGACGGAAGGAUAAACGGUGUCCAUAAUGAGAACCAGUACAGUCUCAUAGAAAUCUCAGCGGUAGAGAGAGGAGUGGUUAGUCUAUACGGCGUGAGAAGCAAGCUGUUUGUCGCAAUGAGCAGCCACGGAAGGUUAUAUGGAACGAGGGCCUUCCGUGACGAGUGCAAGUUCAAGGAGACACUGCUGCCCAACAAUUACAACGCAUAUGAGUCUUCCAUUUACAAGGGCUUUUAUAUCGCCCUCAGCAAACACGGCCGCUUGAAGCGAGGCUACAAGGCUUCCCCAGCAAUGACUGUCACACAUUUCCUCCCACGUUUAUGAGCAAACCUGGCAAUAACACAAUGAUUUGCACAUGCUGGAUGUUCUCGUAGGUAACCCGAACAUGCUAAGAGGUGAACUGCAAUGAACUAAAAUAACACUUACAGUAUUUAUUCUCGUUGAAAUAAUAAUAAUAUAUGUAUAUUUCGGUAGCUUACUUUGUGUCUGAACUUUGUGUACAUGCCAUUCUUUGCUGCUUAUGAUUUCUAUUAUGAAUAUUAUGAGAGUCGAGGAGCUUUUUUUGCUCUCACUUUUUAUGGGUGCUUGCCAUAACUGGUGUAAACCUUACCCGGCAUUGGACUAACAUCCUUAGCUUUUACAGUGAAAUGGAUACUUUUUAUUACCUCAAAGAGCCACGUCCGCAUUGAAAAAAGUUAUGGAGGGUAAAAGAAAUAUCAGUUUACUCUGAUCUUCAUCUGUUCCACCAUUUUUGAAAGCACUUAUUUUCAUGAUUAGGUGGUGCCUUAGCCUCUGCUAUUUUGCCUCCUUUUAUGCAUGCAAGAAAGAGGUUUUUGUUCCAUAUUUAGAUUAAUAACCAAAUAGUCGUCAUUAAAAACCGAUUGCAUGCAUCCUUAUUGGGAGUUAACUCAGAGAGGGCUAUUUUACACCUCAAGUAAGUUCAGAAUUUGACUGAAAGUCUGUGGACGGCUAGUCCUGAAAGGUUUGGGUGCUUCCAUUUGAAUGAAUACUUAUCAAGCUUGUGAAAUGCAUUAACCUUGAAUUAUGUGGCACGAUUAUAUGAUAGCAUAGCUAUUGCUUAGUGAUAAGAAAACCGCUGAUUUGAUUGAUCAGAUUUAAUAUAGCGUGUGAUUAUGUCCUUUUUUAAUCAUAUGUAUUUAUAUUAGUCAUUGGUGUCUAUGUUUUACCUCUACAGUCAGUGAGGGUUUAUUCACUAACAUGUUGACUGCAUACUUGAACUCCUCCUCAGAAAGUCUUUGGAAUGUAAAAACCUAUACAACCGUCUUAAUCUGUUCGAGAUAACAUCAUUUGCGCAUUACUUUAUGUUUGAAUACAAGCAUAGACCCGAGCACCUGUGCACACUCUUAAGUUCCCAAGUCGAUUGACUUUGUCUAGAGAAUUUGCUUUAGGUCGCACUUGAAAUUGAAUUGAACUCUGAUAUUUGGAGAUAUUCCCCUUCCCUUGCCCCACUAUUUUAAAAUAUACAAUUACAGGAAUAGUUCACCCAAAAAUGUAAAUAAAAUAAAAAAUGUGGAGAAAUUUAGCAUUACUUUAGGCUACUUGUUCACCAAUGGAUCCUCUGCAGUGAAUGGGUGCCGUCAGAUUGAGUCCAGACAGCUUUAAAAGAAAUCAAAAUAAUCUGUGUGGAUUACUUGUAGAUUAUUGUGAUGACCACAAAACUGAUCAGAUGUUUGGACUCUUAUUCCGACGGCACCCAUUCACUGCAGAGGAUCUAUUAGUGAGCAAGUAAUAUAAUUAGAAAUUUCUCCAAAUCUGUUCCAAUAAAGAAACAAACUCAUCUACAUCUUGGAUGUUCUGAGGGUGAGUACAUUUCAAGUACAUUUUAAUUUUUGGGGUAAACUUCUUUAAAGGAAUAAACUCCUUUAAAUUCAAAUAAUAACUAAUUUAUUAUUAGCAUAUUCAGUUAAAGUCUGAGGCUCUCAUUUUCCAUCUUCACUUUACUUGUGGUUGCUGCUCACACUGCAACAAUCAAGAUUUGUUUUUCUUUGAUACUAUACCCUUAAAACAAGUGCAAAACACGUCGUGUUCGAACACGUGUUGCAUUUCUGACGUAGCUGCAAUGUGCAGGAAAGAAUGAAAGGUUUGAUAAUCACUGCAGGACUAAGAACAUACUGACCUUGAUUUCUCUUGCAUCACUGCUUCUACUUGACAUUUUGAGACAUCUUAAUGAUACGAAGGAGAAGGAUGUUAUUUUUAUAACAGUUAUGGCUGGGAUGUUUGAGCCAGGUACACGGAUAUUUAGAUUAUAUACAAUAUGCUCAUGGAGUGUGUUUGUGACUUUUUUUCUCAAAGGUAUAUUUCACCCAAACAAAAUGGAUUACUCACCCUUAUCUUGAUCCAAACCUGCAUGACAUUUUGUCUUCUGUGGAAAGUAAAAGAAGGUUUUUAGAAGAAUGUUUUGGACCUCAUUGACUCAUUAUUUGGGCACUUAAGAACAGAAGUUACACAGGCUUAGAACGACAUGAGGGUGAAUAAAUAAUGACAGAAUUUUCAUUUUUGGGUGAACGGUCAAAGCAAAAUUAAAACUAUGGUCAUUUUUUUAUGUUCUGGGAAUAAAGAUUGAUUUUUAGCUGUGCUAUGUUGAAAAGAUGAACUAUAUAUUAAUACUGACGGAUAUGGAUUUAAAAUUCUUUCUAUCCCAAAUAUGGCAUGCAAUGUGAUUGCUUCAAUGAAACUGUCAAAAUGUCUGCUUUUUAUGUAUGUGAUGACUGAUGUUAAUUUAUUGAUAUGUAUCUCCACUGUACCCUGUCCUCUAUCACAUUUCUGAUCUCUUUGAACUUAGAUGAAAUGAAUAGAAUUUUGCAUGGUUUUUAAUGCAAAAUGAUACAGAAAUGUGCAUCUAGAAGUUAAGCCCUCUAAACUAAGUGCUUAUACAGAAACAGCUAUUUCUCAUGUAAGUUCCACCGGUUUCUUUGUACUGUACUUUGUCUCCAGCUUUGAAAUGGCCCCAUUUGUGGCUUGUGAGAUGAUUGUAAGGGGUGGUGCAUGUUUGUGUGUCCUUGUACGUAUGCAGCCUUUGUGUUUUCUCAGUUUUGUAUUCCUGCACUGAGGGGCAGACGCCCCCUCCAAAUUCCCCUCCUAUUUUCUAACAUAUACCUCACCUUCUGCCUUAGUUCCAAUUUGUUGAAAUGAUUGUAAGAUAUGUUGGAGACAACAAGCUUUUUGCAAAUCGUAUUGUUCUCUGAAAAAAAAAAAGAAAAAAUGAGUAAUAAUUCUAGUAUAUUAAGAAAAUGUUUCCUUUUAUUUUUAUACGUAUGUGCUGUGCACAACAGCCAACUGUAUUACUGAAAUGAAAAUAAAAGGUUGUUUUUUA
This is a messenger RNA of Carassius gibelio (silver crucian carp), 4142 nucleotides long. RefSeq names its product fibroblast growth factor 6a (gene fgf6a). Bases 515 to 1132 code for a protein of 205 amino acids. Gene Ontology annotation, biological process: fibroblast growth factor receptor signaling pathway; cell differentiation; positive regulation of cell population proliferation. NCBI's taxonomy places the organism in Eukaryota, Metazoa, Chordata, Actinopteri, Cypriniformes, Cyprinidae. The record is from RefSeq and is a predicted model, not a curated record. Gene Ontology annotation, cellular component: cytoplasm. The transcript has 3 exons. Gene Ontology annotation, molecular function: growth factor activity; fibroblast growth factor receptor binding.